Toxorhynchites rutilus septentrionalis is the source of this 1417-nucleotide messenger RNA. RefSeq lists its product as uncharacterized. Gene Ontology annotation, biological process: sensory perception of smell; detection of chemical stimulus involved in sensory perception of smell. The record is from RefSeq and is a predicted model, not a curated record. Bases 1 to 1257 code for a protein of 418 amino acids. The transcript has a single exon. NCBI's taxonomy places the organism in Eukaryota, Metazoa, Arthropoda, Insecta, Diptera, Culicidae. Gene Ontology annotation, cellular component: plasma membrane. Gene Ontology annotation, molecular function: odorant binding; olfactory receptor activity.
AUGGCAAAGCUGGUAAGCUACGUCCAAUCCGUGUUCGGAAAACACCUCGACUACGAUCAGUCGCACGAUCUCUUCAGUCACUUCAUCUGGGUUCAUCACUACACCGCGGGAAUAGGACUUCGUCGGCCGGAGGAUUGGUUGAUUCGUACUUGUUUCCGAGCCGUGGGAGCGUUCUUCGCUCUUCAGCAGGUUGUCCUCGUUCGUGAUACAUUUGUGGCCAUCGGAUAUCCCGACGACCGUGCGGUUCGAAUUGGAAUGAUGUUUCUUUACUCGUUUCUAUCGAUGCUGAAGCUGAUAGUGUUGGACGCCUGUUACGAGCACUUUCUACAAAUCAGGACUUAUUUGAACUCGAGGGCAAGACGUCAAUGUGGAGGACCGGAAGCGGAUCGUUUUAGACGGGAUUGCUUUAAGAUGUCGGUCAGAGGCAUUCUGGUCACCGAACUUCCGGUGAAUCUAGUUUCACUGGCAUGGGCUUUCAUGGGGAAGGAAGAGUAUUUCCAUUUCACGGUAGAUCUCGGAUCAAGAUUCCAAUGGUGUUCUGCUGCGAUUGAUGCUAUCUAUGGUUUUCCGUUGAUAUACUGGAACAACGCGGCCUGGAUUAUCUCCUUCACGGUUAUCGCUAUUUUGCAAUACUUUGUCGGAGAGCUGACUGUCAUCGCAAAGUCGUUCGACACUGUUCUGGAAAAUGCUGAGCGGGAUGGCGAGAAGCUGCAGCUAACCGGGUUGGAGCGUGAGAAACACUUUUGGGCUUCGUUUGAUCGACGCUUCAGAGCAACGGUUGCCGAUUACGAAGAGUUCUUAUCGAUGACGAAAAUCCUACGGAAACUAACGACAUUUAUCUUUCUGUUACAAGUGCUCACAACCGAGAGUCUUCUGGCGGUCACAGUCGCUACAUCGUUCAACCUGACGUUUCAAGUGGCGACGGCCCUUGCCUAUGCUAUUGUUUUUCUGAUUGAAUGCUUCAUUGUUUGCAGUUUGAUAGAAGCGCUACAGGAUCGAACGGAGAUGAUUUGUGAAACCUUCAUCCACUGGGAAUGGCCACGGUGGAUGGACCCAAACUCGGCGGAUAAAACUGCUCGGAUACGCCACGUCCGGGCCCUUGUUACGAUUUCUACUGCCCACACCCAGCAGAGGUUGCGUUUUCGCUGCGGAGAAAUGUUCGACAUUUCGAUGGAAACCUUCCGGAUGGUACUGGAGACUUGCUACACACUGCUGAUGUACAUCCGGACCGCCGAGAGUGCUAGAGCAUCAUCAUAAUUUCGAGACAAAGUGAUUUUGCUUGUUUGACCAUCAAAUGUUUUUCAAUAUAUGAAAUAGAGUUGUGGUACAUUGUAACUAAUUAUUGAACAUCAGCUACCAAUUGGCUUCUGGGAAAAAUGUGUUUUCACAAGUAGUAGCUAGUUCGAAUGUAGCCGCA